ACGUUCGUCUCUUUGUGUCCCCACUUGAUGGCUUGACAACAGUUGGAAUUGGUCAUGUGAUAUACUAGCAAGUAUGAGCCGAUGUAAAGUGCGAGGAAAACUCAUUGAUUUUCCCAGCAAUGGACGCUGCCAAGGAAGAUGCCACCAUACUUUUUGUGGGAAGGGAUUUGUCCACCAAGGAAGAAGAGUCGUUGGUGGUUGUGAUUGGGAAGAACGACUUUGAAACGCUUUUGCAGUACGUUCGUCUCUUUGCGUCCCCACUUGAUGGCUUGACGACGGUUGGAAUUGGUCAUGUGAUAUACCAGAAAGUACGUGUCGAUGUAGAGUGCGAGGAAAACUCAUUGAUUUUCCCAGCAAUGGAAGCUGCUAAGGAAGCAGAUGUCACCAUACUUUUUGUGGGAACGGAUUUGUCCACUGAAGCUGAGAGCCUAGCUAGAUAAAACAAACCUUAGCUGUUAUCAAACUCAAUUGAUCAAUCUGUUAAUAGUAUGAAAUGUAGAAAAUCCCACAUCUAGCUAGGAUGAUUAAGGAAAUAAAAGAAUAUAUAAUCACUUUCUAU
This is a messenger RNA of Rubroshorea leprosula, 559 nucleotides long. Lineage: Eukaryota; Viridiplantae; Streptophyta; Magnoliopsida; Malvales; Dipterocarpaceae. The record is from the annotation of a GenBank genome assembly.